Molecule: messenger RNA, 178 nt
Organism: Amoebophrya sp. A120
Lineage: Eukaryota; Dinophyceae; Syndiniales; Amoebophryaceae
Source: the annotation of a GenBank genome assembly
CUAGCAACAUCUGGGGCAAAAGUAAAUCCAGGGCUAGUCCAAUGAUUACAGGUGCGGUUUCUCUCGGUGUGGAUUUGGGUUUUGGGCACGUGGAGAAAAAAGAAGAACCCUUGACCGCGCAUUUCGUUUCGUUUUUGCUGCUAUUGGCCCAGUUUCCGCAGUCUACUUUGCACAUUCC